AUGGCUCGUAAUCCGUACGACAACCUGCCGCUGAGCUUGUCGAGUCCCCCAAGUCGUGGAUUGCACAUCCAGCAGAUCGCCUUGGAAAUCGAUCAAAGGCUGCAUCCAGAUGCAAAGUUCUCGUUUGGGUGUGGAGGAAGGACUGUGUCCGGCAGAAGACUUUCAGCGCACAAUGCGCCAGUGGAUUGGGUUCGUGAUGAGAUACGGGUUGAGGUCAAGCAUGGCAAGCUGGCUUACAUCUCCCGUUCCAAGAGUUGGAAAUGCACCUUCAGCUGCAUCAAAUGUGCCUUUCCUGGCACUCGUUUCCGGGACCUGUACGACGAGCUGUGGCUCGUGAUGUACAGCCCGCUGGGGCUGCACUUUCUGAAACACCACGGACGGUUUGGCUUGUCAACAUCCGGCUUGUCGACCGCAGUGUCGGGGCAUCAGGUGCAAGUGUAUGGGCCGUCUCAGGAAAUGGACAGCAGGGCCUUGGAGACUACAGGACACCUCGCCGUCUGUCAACACGGUGCGCCCCUGCUGCCCUGGCUGGCCGAGAGGCUGGAGGCCGAGGCGAUGGACCUCGGCUCAAGUGCAGCGCUUUCUUUGGAGCUGCUCGUGGCCGGCGAGGAUUGGCCUGCGAUCGGACUUUCCCCUUCAGCUGGCGGCGAGCCGGCGUCAUGGGAAAGGGAACGUCUCGCGGCGCACCUCCGCAAUGCAGUGCCUGGUUCAGCCUUGCCUGCUUCAGCAGCCCUGGCACUGUGCCGCUUCUGCUUGACCGAGGAUGAUUUGCUGGCUGCUGAACGAUGCCACUUCUGGGCGAAUGGUCUGGUCGCAUCCAGUUCUCCUGGCUGGCGAGAGGUGGCUGCCGUCGCCCGAAGUUUGGGUCCCGCAGCACCGGUGCAGCCUGCAAGUGCCACCACAUGGCGCGAGGCGGUUCUGGCAGCCCUGGCAGCGGAUCGCUACUGGCCUUUGCAAGCGCUGCUUGCACAGGGGUUGGCAUCAGAUGGUGGGGAGGUAGCUGCACCAGGAGAUGUUUUCGAGGCCGCCUUGACUGCCUUCCCGAAGGUGCUGCCGUGGAACAUCGUCGACUGGAUGUCCUGGGCCUUCGAGUCCACGCCUCAUGGGCUUCGACAGCGUCGAGACUCGCUGGUGCAGGAGCUCCUCCAGUACGUGAUGAAGCUUCUUCCAACCUGUGAGCGCAACCCUUUCUUCGGCGAGCUGCUCAAGGCAGCCUUGGCCCUCGCGCUGCACCGCCGCCCGGCUGAGUGGCUGCGGCCGCCACCACUGCGAGCUGGUCGAUGCCUGCUGGCUGACGCCCUGAUCCGCCGCUAUGGCGCCAAGCACCUGGAACUGUGCAAGAGACUCUGCGACGAGUUGCGAUACCCCCUGGGUGUGAUGCAGCUUCUGCUUGGGUGCGAAGAGCCCCGCUGCGACGAUUCAUCGGACACCUUGGGGCAGAUCAACGCGGUGCUCGCCCGCAGCCGAGCCGCGCAAGACCAGGCAGUGGAAGUUUCCGAGCCCCGGUUCCGGGAGGUGGCCUCGGCGGUGCUGCGUGCUGCAGCGGCCUGGACGGCGGAGGAGGCUUCGGAGCCGCCAGGCCCUGCCCCAGUGAAGACACCAACCCCUCGAUGCGCUAUCUGCGAUAUGCCGGGCUGCGAAGUCCAGAUGGUCCGAGGUGCUUCUCCCGUCGUGCGCAAAGACGGGCGCAUCAAUGCCUGGCACGACGUGGCUCUUGCACUGCACCGGCUGGCCCAGCCACGGUUGAGCAGCCCUGAUGAGCAUCGCUGGCAGUUUGUGAUGGAGGCAGCCAGCAGGGCACCCCCUGGAUUGCUUGCUGCACUUGCGGCACUCAUGCCUGGCCGCGGCGCGACGGAGGCAUGCCUGCGCAGCAUCGAGGAAGAGACGUUUUUGGGCUCAGGACUGCUUUUGGACGGGACCUCAGCUGCUGCGGCAGCUGAAGCACAAUGGCAGACAGCGUUUGGCGGAAAUUGGCUGCAGCUGCCUCCGGAGCAGAAGAGUCCUUUGCCGCCUCGCCCCCGUCCGCAGCCGCCCCCUCGCAAGCCGCCAGAUGUGCCGGAGGGCCUACGCAAAGCAGGAUCUGGAGUUCAACUCUGUAUCUCCGAGGAUGGCUUGCAGGCCCGGCAUUUGGACGACACCGGUGAAGAGAUGCAUGGCGUCCUGAUGGGCACGAGACCGCUUGCGCACGGCCGAGCCGGGGCUUACUUCGAGGUUGCUUUGGAAGAGGUGAGGCCGGGUGAAAGCCCCGAUGGCCUCACUGUGGGCGUCACCACCACAGCACCGGAUGACGUUGCCACCGCGCCGCAGACGGCGGAGCACAUCGCUGAAACGUGGAGUGUGGGCUACGACGGGCAGAUGUGGGACUGCAAGAGCGCCAGCCUCACGCAGCUGGGCUGGGAUCCGCGAUCCCUAGUGGAAGGUGACAUCAUCGGCGUUCUGGUCACGGCCAGGGAGGGCGAGCUCAUCGUCUUCCGGAAUGGUACAGCCGUCUGCGCGGGCCCUCGAUCGAUUCCCGUGGACGAAGAGCUUUACGCUGUGGUGGACCUGCUCGGUGCCGCCAGGGCGGUGCGCUGGGUCUGCGACGCCCAGCCGCCAGGCCAGUGA
Symbiodinium sp. CCMP2456 is the source of this 2604-nucleotide messenger RNA. The record is from the annotation of a GenBank genome assembly. Lineage: Eukaryota; Dinophyceae; Suessiales; Symbiodiniaceae.